GCCAGGAGAAAAAUAGGAGGGGUGCUAAAGCUGAUGCUCUGGAGAAACUUUUGUGUCUUAAACUUUAACUGUCUCGCUCUCCAGGACAAAGGCUGUUUAGUGGGCAGGACCGUCAUUUCGUUACCUCAAGUCGAGACACACCGCCAACAUGUCCAGCAAACGAGCAAAAGGGAAGACCACCAAGAAGAGGCCACAGAGAGCCACCUCAAAUGUGUUCGCCAUGUUCGAUCAGUCACAGAUCCAGGAGUUCAAGGAGGCCUUCAACAUGAUCGACCAGAACCGAGAUGGAUUCAUCGAUAAAGAGGAUCUUCAUGACAUGCUGGCCUCUUUGGGUAAGAACCCAUCGGAUGACUACCUUGAGGGUAUGAUGAGUGAAGCACCAGGUCCCAUUAACUUCACAAUGUUCCUCACCAUGUUUGGAGAAAGGCUCAACGGAACUGACCCGGAGGAUGUCAUCAGAAACGCCUUUGCCUGCUUCGAUGAAGAAGGAACUGGCUUCAUUCAUGAAGACCACCUGCGAGAGCUGUUGACCACCAUGGGAGAUCGCUUCACAGAUGAAGAUGUGGAUGAGCUCUUCCGAGAGGCUCCCAUCGACAAAAAGGGCAACUUUAACUACGCAGAGUUCACACGCAUUCUUAAACACGGAGCCAAAGAUAAAGAUGACAUGUAGACUAUUAAAUAAAGCAGAACAGAACAUUACAAACAUACAUAAGGUGUGAAAAGCAAUGAAGCAAAAUAUUCAUUAUCAUGUAAGACUGAUUGAUGAUCUAAAGAAGUUAACAUAAAAUACAUUGUUACGUUUUAUUAAAUGAUCAGAUUGUUAAAUUAAAUGUAUAUCUUUGGCUAUUGUGUGAAAACUUUUAAACAUUUGUUUUUUUGUGGGUUCAACUAGUGUGUUCUGGCAUUUAACCUGCAUUUAAAGAGUUAACCCCAACAAUGAAAAUUCUGUCAUCAUUUACACCCCCUCCUGUCAUUCCAAACCUGUAUGACUUUCUUCUGCAGAACACAAAAGAAGAUGUUUUGAAGAAUGUUGACGACUGAACAAUGCCGGUACCCAUUGACUUGCACUGGUUUUGUGUCAAUCCAAUAGAAUUAAAUGGACACUGCUGUUGUUCGGAUUCCAACAUUCUUGAAAAUAUCUUUUUUGUGUUCUGCAGAAGUAAGUCAUAAAGGGUUAGUAAAUGAUGACAGAACUUACAUUUUUGGAUGCCCUAUCCCUUCAAGACAUAAUGCAUUAUGCUUCAGUUUUUGUGUGAAAGCAUGUAAAAUUAUUUUUAUUAGUAUUGAUGAUUGAUACAGAUAUUUGAGGCAAUAUGGGCAUUUUAACAAACACUCUUACAGUACAACUAAGGGAAAUAUAUCUGCAAAUAUUCUAACAAGUCAUUUUAAACUGCACAUCUUCAGUUGAGCUGUUUUUUUACCCAUCAAUCCCUGUGGAUAUCAGAUGUGUUGUCAAGUGUGUUACCUGUGGCAGCUGUCAGAUGUGAUGAAUGAACUCACCCAUAACUGCAAUAUUUUAUACUGAAAUAAAGGUGUAAAAUUGGUCUA
This is a messenger RNA of Triplophysa dalaica, 1548 nucleotides long. It is a transcript of the gene myl9b, whose product is annotated as myosin, light chain 9b, regulatory. The transcript has 4 exons. Bases 149 to 670 code for a protein of 173 amino acids. The record is from RefSeq and is a predicted model, not a curated record. Gene Ontology annotation, biological process: platelet aggregation; myofibril assembly. Gene Ontology annotation, molecular function: calcium ion binding. Lineage: Eukaryota; Metazoa; Chordata; Actinopteri; Cypriniformes; Nemacheilidae. Gene Ontology annotation, cellular component: cytoplasm; myofibril; stress fiber.